Triplophysa rosa is the source of this 7859-nucleotide messenger RNA. It is a transcript of the gene ccnd2a, whose product is annotated as cyclin D2, a. Gene Ontology annotation, cellular component: nucleus; cyclin-dependent protein kinase holoenzyme complex; cytoplasm. NCBI's taxonomy places the organism in Eukaryota, Metazoa, Chordata, Actinopteri, Cypriniformes, Nemacheilidae. Gene Ontology annotation, biological process: positive regulation of G1/S transition of mitotic cell cycle; mitotic cell cycle phase transition; regulation of cyclin-dependent protein serine/threonine kinase activity. Gene Ontology annotation, molecular function: cyclin-dependent protein serine/threonine kinase regulator activity. The transcript has 7 exons. The record is from RefSeq and is a predicted model, not a curated record. Bases 3399 to 4127 code for a protein of 242 amino acids.
AGCCAAAAUGCGUCCAUUAUAAUAAACAAAUCUGCGAUACGGUAAAGCAGAAUUCCGUGGAUUAUAACGGGAGCGUACCAUAUAAGCAGCGCAGAUGAGGCGUAAGCGUCGGGGCGUCGUCUUGACCUGACCGGGACCAAUCGGAAUUCUGCUCGAUACUUUGUAAACAACACAGUUGCACGCUGUAUGGAAACUUUACUACGAGAGGCUGCCGUGUGACGACGACUGCCAAACCUCACUCAGUCUGGUGUUCAUGGAUUUCACAUAGAUCAAUGACUGCACAGGCAGACCUCAAGAUCUGCGACGGUGAGUGGGACCCAUUGGAGUGGAUCCUAUCCAGCAAGGAUUCUCCUCUCACACUUCCUCUUUCUCAUCUGGCCGGAGCAGUUUCCUGCCCCCUGGAUGCAGCGAGGCCAUCGUUGCGGAUGUGUCCUGAAGAGGGCUUUCCAGCAGUACAAAGAGGUGCUGGAGAAAGAUGCCUUCAUCCUUCCUACUUUCAAGAACCCAAAAACAUGACAUCAUAGACUUAAAGCUGAAAGAAGAUACAGUAGAAAGGUUAAGAGCUUUAGAAACAUAUAAAAGGCACACUUAUCUUUCCUUUUCACAGCACCGCAGCCCAGUCCUACCCUAGACUUCCAGGAGGCUUUGAUCAGGCUCAAUUUCCAAAAGGCUACAAAAAUAUCCUUUUCACUUCAGAAACGUACAUAAAUUUUUCUCCCUCUUCCCCUCGCACGGAAUCUAAUAAAGCAGUGAAACUAAUAAAGUGAAUUAGGUCUUCAGCCGGGCACAAGAGCCCUUUAUGCUUUUUCUUGCAACGCGGAGCUUGGAGGGUUGAGCUCACAGGAAGGUCUCCAGCAACGCAAGAGAAAUGGCUCUGGUUUGACCGGCAAUGUCUGCAAGCAAUCCGUUCACCUAAACCUAAAGCCUUGAAGUUAAGUACUAUUCAGUACACUUGUGUGCAGUCCAUUUCCUUCAAAAGGGAGGACAGUAGACAAACACCCUUGUAGAAAGCUAGACGUGCCGGACCACGUGCUGUGCCAUGCCUUAAAGAGAAUGAUUGAGAAAGAGAGACUCUUUCAUUUUUUCUUGAGAGGAUACUGUGCAGCCAGCUGUACUGUACUUCACCGGGUCUGUGUACUCUGUACACUCCGCUGAACUGCCAGAUAGUAAUCAAUUAUAACCCUUGUCACUUGGGGCCAUGGGUAUAGCAGCUGGCCACAGGAAGCACGAGUUCCAUAGCCUCUCAGCCAAUCAACUGCCUCCAGCUGUCGCCACACUUAACCACCAUUCAAAGUGUGGCUGCUGUGUGCUAAUGACGAGGUUCCCUUACCGGGACUUUCUUUUCCAGUUCUUCCUUCCUAAGUCUCAACAGUGCAGACGCAUCCGCCUCAGGGACCAACCACCACCCUCCCCCAAAAGCAUCUUAUUGGUCCCUGCCUUUUUGACAUAUUCUCUUUGCACUCUUUCCCUUGUCUUUUUAGUCCCUUUCUUUCACUCUGGCUUUCUUUUGCUCUCUCUCUUUCUCCUUUUGGUUCAAUGUCUUUCUCAUUCUUUUCUUUCACGUUCAUGAACUUUCGUCUUUCUUUGCCAGCUCUGCUAUUCUUCCCUCGUGCUUUUGGAGUUUUUUCACAGGUGUUUGUGUGGGGGGAUUUGCAUGUUCCGUGGAUAUCCAGCCUGUGGAGAGCAAGCCAGCCGGCAGAUCAAAGACCAGCCCUGUAAAAUGAUAUGAAAGAGUCCCCCAUUAGCAUCCAUCAGGGUACCCUGAAAGCUCCCUGCUCGGCUGAGGGGGUCUGAGGGCCCCCCAAAGUGAAAGGCAAAGUGAGGGUUUUGGGGGGUUAAAAACAGGCAACCCGUCCGAGGGCAUACAGGAAAUAUUUAAGGAAGGGAGGAAAAUUCCCACAAAACACUGAGGUCAUUUUUUUCUACCCUUCUCUCUCAUCUUUCUCCUUGUCUUAGAUUUCCUUAUAGUGUUGAGACUGUAAGUGGAGAAUAUCUCCAUCUGUGCACCAUCUCCACUCAGCUCGGUGAGUCUAGUGCCGUAUCCUCUCUCUGUUGGAGGGUCAAGGUUAGUUCCGACAGCAGCGGGGGGGAUGGGGGGACUGCUUCAGCCUGGUCUAUUGCGUGGUGUUAAUGAGUUCUCCAAUUUAUCAAUAUGAGCACCAAGCUGUGCUACUACCUAAUUUUUAGUAACGCUGUACCACCACUGUUUUAAGAUGUGGUGCCAUUAAACUUCCAAACUUUUUGGCCAUGUACCAUGAUAGUACUUUUGGAAUUUGGAAUCGGAGCACAAUAUUAAUAUAUAAAAUUGAAUAUCAAGGUAUACAAUAAAGGACUGUGGUAGUUAAUGAAAUACUAUAGAUUUACCACAUCUUUGUAAGAGUGCAUUUCAAACGUGACUCCGCCAUAUGGUUUUGCAUGAAAUGUAUAGUCACUCCCAAUGCAGUAACAAAGGCUUGUGCUAAAACACUCACAAGAAAGCCACACAUAAGGCUUAACUGCUCCCUGAACACUGUAGGGACUCGCGAACAGUGGUGUAGUUCUAAAAAAAGUGGUGUACUAUACUAUACAACCACAACCCCGACCUCAAAUGGCCAAAAGACAGGGGUCAGUGUGUUUGUUUGUUUUUCUAGUAACAUAUGACAAUUAUUUUAGUUAAAUAUUUAUGCAUAAUUCUUCACUUAUGCUUUGAAUAUGAAGUUAUAGAAUUGGAAAAAAUAAGUUGGUGGAAAAAGGUUGGAAAAAAACAGGUCUAUGCCAGUACUGUUGACCACAAUACAAUAUUUUUACAAAGCAUCGCGUCUUUGUAACACAUCACAUAUACAAGAUUACGUAAAAACAUAUGCAAGAUUUUACAGAAUACAGAUGUAACUUUGUUAUCACUGCCAUCUCUGUGUCAAUACUUGUUAAUAAUUUAAGGGGAAGAUGUUAAUGUAUGAAGUAAACGUUGUGGUAAAAAACAGACUGCAUUAUUUUAAAUGUAGAAUAAAUGUAACGAGGAGGUUUAAAACGACUGUAAAGGGAAUGAGGAUACAGAGAAAAUGUAAGGAUUCUGACUUGUGCUAUUUUAAACAGUAGGGCUAUGGAAGUGCUUUGUUUCAUUUAAUCGCGUGUCAUUUAAAGAAAGCUAGUAUUAAAAGUUGUGACGGAUAUCAAAGGUUCGCUUUGCCCUGCAAUAUCAUAAAGAGAUAAAGCAGCGCAAGAGAACCCGUGAAUUCAGUGUCAAUCUUUCUCGAGCCGGAGGCCCGGAACAGAUGCGAGUAGCCACUGCAGGUGAGUGCCCUUUAAACCAGCUUUGACUAAAAGUGAGCAGUUUUAUCAAUAUUACCUGACGGCUUCAUCUGGACUCUUUCAGUCACCGACAGGACGAACUCCUCGCUGCCACAUUGCCAACACUGAAGAUGAUGGGCUUGACGUGGUUGUCGGAGGUCUGCGAGGAACAGAAAUGCGAGGAAGAAGUUUUUCCACUGGCUAUGAACUACUUGGACCGAUUUUUAGCAGUGGUACCAACAAGAAAAUGUAACUUGCAAUUGCUCGGCGCAGUAUGCAUGUUUCUUGCGUCGAAAUUGAAAGAGACGCGUCCCUUAACUGCAGAGAAGCUGUGCAUCUACACCGAUAACUCAAUCAGACCACAGGAACUUCUGGAAUGGGAGCUGGUUGUCUUGGGCAAAUUGAAGUGGAACCUGGCUGCUGUCACUCCAAAUGAUUUCAUUGAGCAUAUUAUAAGGAAACUUCCACUGCCUGAGGAUAAGCUGGAUCUGAUCCGUAAACAUGUGCAGACUUUCAUUGCUCUUUGUGCAACAGACUUCAGCUUCACCUUGUACCCUCCAUCCAUGAUUGCGACAGGCAGCGUGGCGGCAGCUAUCUGCGGCCUGCAACUCAACAGCACUAACCGUUCACUGUGGGGAGACAACCUUACAGAGUUACUCGCCAAGAUCACGAACACAGAAGUUGAUGUGCUAAAGGGAUGCCAGGAGCAGAUUGAGACAGUGCUGAUGAAUAACCUGAGGGAAGACCGCAGGCAGCAACAGAAACAGCAACAGCAAGAACAGGGUGCCCCCCGCAGCAAAGCACUUGAUGUCCAGGACCAGUCCAGCACCCCCACCGAUGUACGAGACAUCAACUUGUGAGCUUGCUGCCAGAACGCUGCCAUCAAUCUUCAAGAAAAAAAACAAAAACGACAAAAAAACAAACAACCCCAACAAAAAGUGCUUGCUAGUCUUUGUAGAGUUUUAUCUUUAUUUUCCAGUAAAAAUGCUCCCGUAAUUUACGAAAAAAAUUAAAGCUAUUUUAGAUACAAAAUAGAUAUUUUUAAAACCAUUUGAUACUGAUGCAAAAAGCUCUACGGUGCCUCAGACUCUUAGAAGGGAAGCGUGUAGUAUUUUGCAAACUCUUUUGAUUGUGUAAACAUAAUAAUAUGAUAUUUAAUGCAAAAGUGAUAGCAUAAAGGGCUUUUCAAAAUAGAGUCUACUGUAUCGGACUGGCAUGAAAGGGUACAAGAAGUGGGGCUAUGUUUUUUUUCCUGUUUUGUUUUGGAUUUUUUUUGGUUCAUGUCAGAAUGCCUGAACUUGAACACAGAGGUGCCAUGAGGCUGUUAAAUGGACGCACCCAUUCACUUGGCUGUGUUCUGAAAGUGCAUUAGGACCAGAAAGAGGGAUUAAACCAGAGCAGUGAGACAGAACUCUUAUGCUAAGAAUUUAGCUCUUUUGCUAAAACAGCACGGGGGCUUAUUGUUAUGAGAAUAUUAUUAUUGUUAAACAAGCAACUUAUUGUCUUGAUGUUAAAGUUACAGACACUUCAAAUAAGCUUUUGUCAAGCUGCUUGUGUGCAUGCAUUUAUGUGUGGUGUAUGUUGGCUCAUGUAUAAGUUACUCUAUAAUGGGCACUCUUAUGCGAGUCAUACCUGGGCUUUGUUUAAUCAUCCGCGAGUGCUUGGUGAUUGAGACUGGCUCGAUGGCGGACACCUGGUCAAAGGACUGGGCCAGGGGAUAGAAAAAAAUUCCACAAUGCUUUUGUCUGCUUUUAAGGCCUCCUGUAACAGUGCCUUAUAUUAAAUGCUUCUAUUUACUGGCCUGGAAACUGCUUGAGGGCUGAGCCCAACCCAGUGCACAGAACAAGAGGAGGCAAGAAAAAGGAGCGGGCAAAGACGUUCCCUCGUAUCUUCUAAAGGCCAGAAGAGUUGUUUUUAAGUUGUGGAUGAAGUUGCACAUCAUUGCAGCCUCCCACUAAAUCUUACAAUUGUAUUGUAUACAGUCAGUCUAUUACGUAUUUUGUUGUGUGCGUGUUGAAGGAGGCUUAGGCUGGUUUGUGUUUGCAAAAACGGCUGGCCAAGGGAUGUGUAGUGAAAUUCUGGAUUUGCAAACAAGCUUAUGUGAAUUCUACAAGCAGUACAAGAAUGUCCAGGCAAGAAUGAUCAUGGAUGAUGAAGCUUAGAUUGUUCGAGGUGUGAAGCAUGCUGCUGAGAUUAGGACGCCGAUAUAGUUAGGAGGAGAAACAGGAAAGGAGGCCAAAGGUGAACAACAGCUAUGGUUUCCGGAAAUCACCUGAUAUUUAAGAUCUUUAACCUAUUUGUCUGUUUAUUUGUUUGUCUUUUAGUUUUUUGUCUCUUGUUUGAAUUACAGACCAGUAUCUAAACCAGUUUGAUUGACACUGCCAGCACAUAACUGGGAAAGAUGACUCUAUCACUUUUAGCAGCAGAGUACUUUGAAAGCAUAUUUGCCAUUGGGUAAUAAAUGGUUAGGGUUAAAGAGUUUUUUUCUUUUUGGGCUGGUUUCCCAUGUUUAGAUCAUGGCAUGUUCAGUUCAUUAGCGUUAAGCAUUGAAAACCAAUGUUGACAUUAUGACGACAACAGCAACAAAAUAACAGGAAUUAUUCAAACUAAUACAAAAAUGAAGACCAAAAACCAGACAACAAAAAGGCAGUAAACAUUCAGAUCGAAAUGGAAGAAAAAUGUUUGUUGAUUUGCACGCUCCAAGGAAAGUUUUCUUGAAAUUAGAAAAGACGAACUAGUGUAACUGCACCAUUGCAGAAAACGUUUUAUAUAGUGCCUUGAGUCUGAUGAAGACUUUUACCCUGUUUUGCUGUGCUUCGGUCAGACUGCUUGAGCAUAAGAUCCACUACCCAGUCAUCCAAAAUAUGCUGCUUCCAAAGGUUGAACUGGUAUGGGGUUUGGAAAUUUCUAAAAGUCAUUACAAAGUGGCUAAAAACAGGAUGCAUCAGCAGCACAGUACAGCUUUCAGAUGCUGAAUUCUCAUAGCUUACCUUUAAAAGGGGCAGUCAAGCUUUGGUUUGUGUCCGUGUGUGUAUGUGCGUGUUUUCGUGUGCAUGUCUUUCUGUGGGUAAAGGAGAUGGUGUGGAUGCUUAAACGUACCCAUCAUGAACCUCCUUUCUCCAGAAAUAGUUCUUAGCGACGCUUGAGUUUCACAUUUCCUCCAUCCUCACACCCAAACCCCUAUCUAUCUUAUUGUAUUAGUUUAGUCUGUCUUGUUAUUUUCCCAGCUCUGCUCUGAAAAUGAAUUACAGUACUGUUAUUUGAUGGUAUGGGUGGAUAUAUGCUUUUGAGUUUGAAUAUGGACCCAAGUUACGUUCCAAGUUGCGUAAGGUGUAUGAUACUGUAUUCCAAAGUGAUGAGAGAUAGAAAGGGUGUGAAGACAUCAAUCAAGUGUCAAUAUUGUUUUUGAGUUAUUAUUGUUUUUUUCCGCUGCUAAAAAGCUAUGAUUUUGUUUCAUCUUAUACACAAACAAUAACAUUACAUAGUUGUGAUGUCACAUCAGUGUGCUGCUAUUUUAUAAACAAUUGUAUUAUAAUUAUUUUACUGCUUACAGAAUACUUUGAGAAUACAGAAGUAGAGGGUAAAAGAAGAACAUGAAACGAGUAUUUGACUGGAAAUGCUCUUUGUACAGUGUGCUCUUCUUAAGGCAUGUUUCUUUACCUUGUAAUCCUUUUUUCCUCUUCUUUCUGUGUCGCAUUCUGUAAGUGUGGUAUCUCUAUACCUCAGGUUUACUGGACAUAAAAGACUUUCUCAUUACCUCAAACAACUCACAACAGUUUAUCGGGAACCUGGAAUGGACAAAACACAGAAGUUUUAAUAUUUCAGCUCUGUCUGGUGUGGUAAAAUCAUGGAAAUUUGAUUGAUAAAUGGCAUUUAAGGUUCCCACCUGGACUUCAAAAAUAGUGGCUGGAGGAGGGACGCAAAACAAGACCUGCGUGCAUUAUGAGUGGUUAUGUCUUAUGUUUUCAGCCUGUAUCGAUGGCUGCAUACCUGUAAAUACUGACCAAGCGGCAGUGUGAAAAGUCCUCCUCCCUCCACUAUCACCAUAUCAUGUACCUCAGUUAUAUCUGUUGCACAACCUCUGUUCAAUAAAUAUCUGCUUUAAAGAGCGUGGUGCUAUGUUGGUUCUCUUUUAUUCUUCCCUUUUUAUGAUAUGUACAGUAGUCUGAAGUCUGGAUUACAACCGACGCAGUUCAUAAAUUCACAUUUGGCAGACGCUUUUAUCCAAACGCACUGAAGCUAUAAGUAUUUGCAUUACCUGGUACUCUAACCCAUGUUCUUGGUGUUGCUAGCACCAUACUCUACCAGCUAAGCAACAGGAACACAAAACCAGAGAUAAAGUACAUUAUUUUAGUUUGCGGUUUCAUCUUCCAGAAUUCUCUGCUGACCAAUUGUCACAACAGACUUGUGGGGAAGAAUAAAGAGGUACCCUAACCAGGUUGAAUAAAUGAGUGAUGACAUGAGGGCUUGGAAAUUCUGGAUUUUCUUCAGAUUUCUGUUAAACUCCAACCAAAUCUGUCAUUGAGAGUAUGAUUGAAGUAAAUUGAGAGGACAUGCUGUAUGCUAAGGUCAAUAAACUUACCAUAAAAAGA